AUGCACUUCCUGAAGUGGGCACGGCCCUGCGCUGGACUUGUUCACACGAUGCCUAGGGCCUUGACGCAAUGUGAUGAGGGGAAUGGACGUCUUCACGUCAAGUGCUUCUUUUGCCCUGAGGCUUUCUCUUCACGGAAUGGUUUGUUCAAGCACUUGCGCAUGAAGCAUCCGUCAGCUCACAAUCGAAGGUGUGACAGAUGCAACAUCUUUCCCGUGCUUGGAGUGUGCUAUGAGCGCAGUGAACCACAAGCUGUGCUGUGUAGCAAGUGCUACAGCAAGUAUGAAGCCGAGGGUGAUCCGGAUUCCCAGUGCUCCACAUCUUCCACAUUCUCAAAGCAUGAUUUCCCUCAGCACAUGCAAGGCCAUGAAGCUCAGCAAGCUCAGCAAGCUCAGCCAUUCAGAGAAAAGAGGGAAUUGAGGGAACCAGCAAAGCCAGCGAUCUGCAAUGCUCUCAGACCACCGCUACAGUUUGGCCCGUCCAAGUUGCCCAAGUCUCUGGUGGAUGCCUUCAACAAAUACGCAUCUGCUGAAAGGCCUGUGUUCCGGAUACCAAGUAAAACCCUUCGAGAUGAAGUUCCCUUGGAAGACUUGGAGUUUGCUUGGAGCAACCAACUGCUGUGUGGUAUGCCCGUAGGCAUCAAAUCAACCUUUGCUCAUGCUGACAAAGAUCAAUGGCUGCAUCUAGCGAUGGAGGAUCCUGAUCGAGAUGUCGUCCUGUCACCUCAGCAACCUCUCUUGACUUCGGAACUACUGCUGGCGAUCCUUCGAUUUCACACCUUCGAGAAAGAAAUUCGUUGUGUAGAUGUCAGGCGAAUCGCGAAGUCCACCUGGAACUGCAGUUAUUCCACGGAGGAGUGGGGUUUGUGUGCUGAGAAAAUCCAUGGUGUCAAGAUCCGUCGACAGAGGGGGCCAUCUGGCCACGAAAGUGCUUCGAUUUCACUUCAACACACAGGAAAAGUGGUCCAGCCUCUGGAGUUCGAAGACUUUGCCUUUUCCUUCCUUCAGAAGGUCAAUGGUCAGGAGUUUUAUUCCACCCCCAGCUUGGCCGAAUCCAUGUUUCUCUAUGGCCACCAUCCAGAGGCCCAGGUUGCCCCGGGAGUCUGCUACGACUUGGUGUGGCGAGCGCGUCAAAUCGGGUGCGUCCAACCAUGCAAGGAUGGAAGGAGCGAUGGUGCCUUAGGAGUACAACUCGAUGCGUGGGAAGCUUCGGAAGGUGGAGAUACAGCUGUGGUAGCCGUUUGUGACCGCAAGCAGGCAAAGAGCUGGAAGAACUCCUGUGACAUUGAAGAUGAGAUGGACUUUGGCUCCUCUCGUGUUCAGAAGCUUCGUUUGAGCGAGGUGCUGAAGAGUGCCACCGGAAAUACGGUGGAUCUUUUGCCCGACAGCUUUGCGCACAUCAUGAGAGAUUUCUGCCAGUCGGGCGAUUUCCCACGAUUCGCCAUCCCCACCAUCACACACGACUACCCAGGCCUAACGGAGUACUUGGUGAGGAGGGAGUGCCACUUUGGGGGCGACUGCAAGUUCAUCCAUCGGCGUCUCGAGCAGCGAGAAGGAGCUGAUUUGUCAGAGAGGCUCUGCGAGAAGUUGAGCGAAACCAACUGCAGAGUCCGGGAUCCCAAGCUCCGUGAAGUCUUGUGGGAUUCGAUGAAGAAAGGCGAGCUGAGGAUCUCUUUGGAGACGCUAUUGGAGAGGUGGUCAGAGUGGAGUGACGGCGCCGAUCGCGACAGUCAUGUGGAGCGACUUCAGGAAGAAGUAGGCAAUGGGCUUCUGGUGAUGAAAGUGACCUACUUGCGACAGCUGUGCAAGUCCUGCUUCGCGCUGGUCAUUCAAACCAGUAGCUGGGUGGACCUCGGCAAGAGGUCGGGCUUCAGCUACCAGAAAGAAGGUAAGGAGACAGGCCGUUGGAUCUUGAGAAAGUCCAAAGAAAGCCGUCGAUGUGAAUGGAAACCGAAAAGUGACACGUCCGAGCGUCAAAAAGAUUUGAGAGACUUCAUGAAGACCUUGCAGGGUUGGCCUUCCAUCGGAGUUCUCUUGGAAUCUGCACGGAUCUUUGGAGCUCCGUCCUUGCAACCAGCACCAUCAAAACGGUCGCGCUUGGCGGCCUUGUACUGCAUCUUGCAGGAGGUCACUGAGGAAGGAAUGCUUCAGGAUGGGGAGCUGGAAGAGUUCGAAGAUCUGGAAGAGCUGGAAGAGCUGGAAGAGCUGGAAGAGCUGGAAGAGCUGGAAGAGCUGGAAGAUUCCGACACCGAAACGGAAGAAACCUCACGGGCCACCAGGUCCACCCAUUCUGGGUCCAAGUCCACCAAGUCCACCAUGUUUCCGGGGAUGGACUGGCACCUGUUCCCACCACCCAUAUGCUUCGGAGAGGAGAGUUUUUGGCCAGCACCCCGAACUGCAGAGCACAUGGCCCAUUUGUUGUCACAGGAAUGCGACAACAAAAAGGCAGCCGGAACUGUGGUGCGGGGCAGACGGGUAUUGACUCGCACCAGGCCAUAUGCACGCUUGUGCACCAUGCUGAACAGGUAG
Messenger RNA from Symbiodinium natans, 2526 nucleotides. NCBI's taxonomy places the organism in Eukaryota, Dinophyceae, Suessiales, Symbiodiniaceae. The record is from the annotation of a GenBank genome assembly.